ACACCUGAUGGUCUGAUAAUUGACAUAUCUGCUUUGCAAAGAUGAUUGUUGCUUUAGUAGUUGUGACAUCUCUCUUAAUUAACACUGGCACUGCUCAGCCAGAGGAGCCAAGAUGCAGGGAAACCCCAGUAACCUGGUCUGGAGUUCUUUUUACAAUUAGAGUUGGUGUUACUGAAUCUAAAUUCAUAAUAUCCUCAGCUAGCUAUGAUAGGUCUCAGCAGAAGGUAAAAAUCAGUGAUAUGAGAUCUUAUGCAAGUAGAAAUGCUAAACCUUUAACAACAGUAUUGGAAGACUACGAGAAGAGGAUCCGGUAUGUAUUCUCUCCUUUGAAUUUCACCUGCAGGAAUGAAACACUGGAAGGAGAGUUUCCAUUAUUUGGUGUCCCAACAGGAGCUCACUUUGAUGGACCAGUGGAAACACUUGGUGCAAAGUUACCUGGACUGGGAGUAACAGUGGCUCAUUACACUUUUGAAGAGCAUGGCUUUUCCUACUACACCUAUCAUCCGCUAGGGGAGGAGGGUACCGAAUGUAUUCCAAUCACAACCUCUAUUGCUACACUCAUGCCUCCUGAAGACGUCAUUGUACAGUAUGCUAAUGUCACUACUGAGCUUCCUCCAGAUGCUUUUAACUUACCUCCUGGAUGUUGAUAAAUCUACAAUAAACACCUCAAGAUUGAGCUAUAGCUGCACAUGUUAAACUAUUAGUGCUGUUUAUAAAUUAUAUUGUAUUUCUUGGCUUAAGUUUUAACAUAAUGUAAUGCCAGAGUGGUUUCUAUAGGUUUUGAUAAAAUAA
This is a messenger RNA of Amphimedon queenslandica, 792 nucleotides long. RefSeq names its product halilectin 3, alpha chain-like. Gene Ontology annotation, molecular function: calcium ion binding. The coding region runs from base 42 to 647 and encodes 201 amino acids. The record is from RefSeq and is a predicted model, not a curated record. Gene Ontology annotation, cellular component: lysosome; extracellular region. Lineage: Eukaryota; Metazoa; Porifera; Demospongiae; Haplosclerida; Niphatidae. The transcript has 4 exons. Gene Ontology annotation, biological process: cell-matrix adhesion.